AUCGAAGUUCAUGCUCCCUUAGGCACACCAGUUGGGUAUGUUAAACAGACCUGGGAUCCUUGUUUGCCAAAAUUUGUAAUCCAGAAUGAAGCCCGAGAAGAUGUACUCAAAAUUGUUGGGCCCUGUGUAGUCUGCAGCUGUUGUUCAGAUAUUGAUUUUGAGGUGUUAUCUUUAGAUGAAAACAAUGUUGGAAAAAUUUCCAAGCAGUGGACUGGUUUUGUCAAGGAGGCUUUUACAGAUGCUGACAACUUUGGAAUCCAGUUCCCAAUGAAUCUUGAUGUAAAAAUGAAAGCUGUUAUGCUUGGAGCUUGCUUCCUUAUAGAUUUCAUGUUUUUUGAACAUUCAGGACAAAAUCGGCAACAACGUGCUGGGGUCUGGUAACAGAGUAUAAUCUUCAUUGUAGGAACUUCCAGUGAAGCAGUUUCAUCAUUUUUAUUUUCAAUGGAUGUCUCUUAUAAGAGAUUUUGAUUAAACAUUCUUUUUCUUUUGCCUUCAACAUCAUAGGGUUUCAAAUUACUUCCAAAUUAUGAAAGCUAUUUUAGAAUUAAUAGUUCAUUGAAGUGAUUAUAUUUUUAUAUUAAAAGUGAAAUCUUACUCCUGUGUCCUCAACAUUUUUUCAAAUAGCGCUAGUGUUAAAUUUUGUAUUGUAACUUGAAGUAGUAAUCAAAUUUAUAUUUUGUACAUAGUGAAUAUA
Molecule: messenger RNA, 694 nt
Organism: Protobothrops mucrosquamatus (brown spotted pit viper)
Lineage: Eukaryota; Metazoa; Chordata; Lepidosauria; Squamata; Viperidae
Product: phospholipid scramblase 1-like
Exons: 3
Biological process (GO): plasma membrane phospholipid scrambling
Cellular component (GO): plasma membrane
Molecular function (GO): phospholipid scramblase activity
Source: RefSeq, a predicted model, not a curated record